Messenger RNA from Exophiala dermatitidis NIH/UT8656, 1105 nucleotides. Its product is annotated as 50S ribosomal protein L14e. Gene Ontology annotation, cellular component: cytosolic large ribosomal subunit; ribosome. NCBI's taxonomy places the organism in Eukaryota, Fungi, Ascomycota, Eurotiomycetes, Chaetothyriales, Herpotrichiellaceae. Bases 101 to 547 code for a protein of 148 amino acids. The transcript has 4 exons. Gene Ontology annotation, molecular function: structural constituent of ribosome; RNA binding. The record is from RefSeq and is a predicted model, not a curated record. Gene Ontology annotation, biological process: ribosomal large subunit biogenesis; translation.
ACAGACUUGAAUUGCGCACCACACUUGAACUCCGACGACACAACCAGGCGACAACCAUCUUAAUAUCCCACACAACAACCGUUUGUCAAAAUCGGCCAACAUGUCUAACGUCGAUAUUAAGCCGGCCGGGUGGAAGUUGGUCGAGGUCGGAAGAGUGGUCACCAUCCGCUCGGGACCUUAUGAGGGCAAACUUGCUACUAUUGUCGAGAUCAUCGACGCUGGCAGAAUCUUGAUCGACGGUCCCUCGACGAAAGAAGGCCAGGUUGUUCCUCGUCAACCCGUCGCCACGAGCGCUGUUUCCCUCACACCCUGGGUUAUCCCCAACCUGCCAAAGGCUGCCGGUAGCGGCGCCCUGAAGAAGCUCUGGGAGAAGUACGAGGUCGACAACAAGUGGGCUCAGUCAUCGUGGGCCAAGAAGAGAGAGCAACAAGACCGACGGAGAAACUUGACGGACUUUGAGCGUUUCAAGGUGAUGAGACUGAAGAAGCAGGCGCGCUUCGAGACCUUGAAGGCACAGGCCAAGAUCCGGGCCACGGCGAAGGCUUAAAUUCGGCAUUGAUACCAGGCGUCACAUACAUUCGGCCGUUUUCGAAGAUCAAUGGGAGGCAUGCGGGUUGUGGGCAUGUUGCGAAAACCCCAAUUUGUCAGGGGCACAUGACAAAAUCCCUCCGUGGCUGUGGCUACUUCCCUUUGCCCGCGCGGUUUCUUGCAGGACAUGACUUAAAUAAGAAUUCAUGAAUUGCGCAAACAAUCAUCUGAAAUGGCAGCAAUUGAGCGAGAACGCUUACCUGGCUGUCUGAAGGGCUCGUGGCGACAUUGGAGACUGGGUGCAGGAUAUCAACCGUGCUGCGUCGAACCUGCGAGGUACCCAUCCGCGAUUCUACUUUUCAACCACGGCAACAUUGUGUCCAUAUCAGAACUCCAUGGUCCGAAGACUUCGCCUGUGACAUUGAUUAUUCACGUUUCCUUUUAUCCCCUGCAUGAGCAGUCUAUCCCCUUACUCUCUUCAUUUCUCCUGUGCAUCCGAGACCUCAGACUUCAAUCCGCGCAAACACUGGUCGGCUCAGAAACCCUUCGAUUCCAGACCAGGAUAGCCUCAAGUGAU